Molecule: messenger RNA, 3952 nt
Organism: Phragmites australis (common reed)
Lineage: Eukaryota; Viridiplantae; Streptophyta; Magnoliopsida; Poales; Poaceae
Exons: 8
Coding region: 548-1291 (247 amino acids)
Biological process (GO): ribosomal large subunit assembly
Cellular component (GO): nucleolus
Molecular function (GO): RNA binding
Source: RefSeq, a predicted model, not a curated record
CCUUCCUCUCUUCCAUUUUUCCUUUGAUUUGCGGUUGAAGGAGCUCAUUUUGCCGGAUCUGAGAGAGAGAGAGAGAGAGCGACGGGAGAGCGAGAGGUUACCGAAGUUCGCCGCCGGUCCCGGAUGCAGCGUGCCCCACACGUCCGCCUGUGCUUGCCGCCCCCGUGCGUGCCGCCCGCCCGCGCGCAGCAGCCUCCCACUGCGCCCGCCCCAGCUCGCGCUGCCCGCCAUCGCGAUUGCCUGCUAGCGCGCGCCACCCGCGCGCAGCUGUUGAUGCUCUUAGGGUUCCUCCGCUAUCACAGCCUCCCCCCCCCCCCCGCGCGGUUAUCCUCCGCCCUCUCCACCCGCCAUUUCUCCAACGGUUCUCGCCUCGACACCCAACCCAUGCGCUUGUCCUUUUUAUUCCUCGCCGGUCCUGGAAAUCGGCGCCUAGACCUAGGCCGCUGCCGCCGCCUCAAGGGCGGAUCCACCACCUGGGCGGCCAGGGAUCCAACCCCCCCCCCCCUCCCGACGUGCAAUCCUUGGAGCCCCCCUCCAAUAUUUUGCCAUGGAUAAGGGAGAGGAAGAAGAAGAGGAAAAAGGGGAAGAUGAGCCCCCUCUUUCCAGUUGUGCUGCGUCUGCCACGGGCCACCUGGACCUCGGAACAAGCCUCUGCAUUGAUCCUGCGGACCCGAAGGUGUGCGUCAUGGCAGGGAAAGGACAAGGCAAAUAUGGGAAGAGGGACAGGGAUGAGGAGGAUACUAAGCCUGCCAUCAAGAAACCCAAACUCCAGCAAGUGGUAUCACUUGGACACGGAUGGAACUUAAAUACAAGGCAUGCAGAGCAGCUCUCAGCACUAGCUGCUCUGUUUACGACAAGGAAGGUUGGAUUUAACACUACUGAUGACAAGGCUGAGGUACCUGAGGAUGCUAGCUCCUCUCAUGGGCUUUAUAUGGAGAUCUUUGACAGUGGGAUAAAGAAAAUGACUCGGUACUUUCUGUGGGUGAGCAACAGAGCGAAAGAACUGAAAAUCAAGUUGGAGCUUCUUGCAGUCCUUGGAGCUUCACUCGAUCUGGAGGUAAAGAAUCCAAUGGUAGCUUUCUCUCAAGGCUUUAAUGAUUGUGAUAAAUGGGAAGGUGUCAAGUCGCUUCUGUUUGAGCUGUUUGGUCGACAGGACCCAUCCUGUGACGGCGUUGCUGAUUUCUUGUAUGCAUUCACAAGGACAGGGGAAAAGUUUCACAUGCGCAUCUAUAAGAUACAAACUAUGACGGAUUUAAAUGCAGAUACAAACUAUGACAGAUCCGGAGGAUAAAAGGAUGAAAUUAGAGCAGAUAAAGACCUCCUUUGUCUUGAAGCCAGUAAGAAUGUAUCCUUCAGAGACAUCCGAUAUAUUUCUGGACGAGGAUAAGCUUAACAUGUUUCAGAGUAACUAUAGGCAUGGGCGAAGCUAGAAAUGGAGAUCCGGCCUUCAACUUGUAUGUCAACAAUUAUUUCGACAAGGAUAGUACGUAAAAAGAAUUUCAUGUUGGAAAUCCAUUUAAGCAGAGCACUCUCUGUCAACAAAUUUGGCCAGUAGCAGAAAGUGGACUGGCUACUGACAAUAUGAGCUAACCUACCUGACCUCUUUUAUCGUCUCAUAUCAAUCCCACUCCUCGGUUUCCAAUUUCAACCGUAAUAAUCACAAACAAACAUAAAUAUUUCCUCCAGAGUAAUUGAUUUAUCAGUUGUAGCAAAGCAAAUGAUAGAAUGCAGCGGGAUCCUCUACAAUUCUGUACAUGCAAAGCCGCCAAGGGGAUGAGGGUCACACUCCAUCAAUUCAAAUUCCACAGCAAGUAGAUGAAUGUUGAAUCUGCUUCGUUUGGAUAAAUAGCUCGAUCAAUAGCUAAAGUCAAAACACACACACAUCACAGAGCUGUCAAAUAUUUCACCCCAUGACCUUAAUACUACUGUCAAAAAAACUCCAGCUCGUCGGUCAUUAACCGGCCCAACAAGCGCCUCCUCCUUAUUUCUCAUCGCCUUCUUCAAACAUAACAUCAGCCUCCGCUCGGAAUAAUGCGCUAAACCAACACAUGGAUAGACAUAUUCUGAGAUAAUACUAUUAGGUCAAUAAGAGAGGACAGUAAACACAAUAUCUUUCGUAUGAAGCCUUUUCUUUAUCCAAUGGGCAGUUACUAUUCUUGACAAUAAUUUUCUUUUCAUAUACGCGGGUCACCCUAGUCUGAGUUUCCACUACACAUCACAAAACAAAGAUGUCACCACCAGAUCAACUUGUUUUUGUGUCAAACUCCCUACACUCAUCUGGAGAAGACAGAUUCAGUUCACUUCAAUUAAAAUUUUGUGAAUCUCUAUAAAACUUAAGGGACGUGCGUGUACCUUGUUUGCAAAUUUUGAAAGAUGAUGAUGCACGUUUCUGUAUAUCUUGAAGCAUUGCUGGAUACCACACAAUUGAUCCGCCAGAUUCCUGUUGUUCCCUGCCUAAUACAUUUACUCAUAUUUUUGUUUUACAUAGUGAUCCUUCAACUUCUGCGGGUUUGACUUGACCUCCUCUUUUAAGCCACACUCUCUGCAGUCUGCCAUGAGCCAAAUGUGCUAGACUCUCUUAUCCAAUUCUUUGAAAUCAGGGAAGCCUUUUCCCGCCUCAUUCUGUUGUGAUGCAUGGUUAAUAAGAUCAGCAAAUAGAACAUCUAUUAUGUGGAUCUUUCCCUCAACAGCUAUUCAGGCAACAUGGUUUUUAGCGAUGACGUAGUUCUUGAGAGUAUCAAUCUUAGUCUCCUUAAUAGCCUUCAAAAGACAUAGAAUAUGUACCAAAUCAACAGGGAAUUUCACUUCAACCAGACCCAGUUGAUUGAGUUUACUAGUAAUGAUUCCGGCAACUUGCCAUAGAUUUUUAUUAACUUUUUCAACAGUAUAAUUUACUAGCUUGACGUCCAGGAUUCUCACUAUUUUGUCUCUGAAAAAAUGUGUUCUUCUUCGAUCUUUUCGAAACAAACCAUCGCUUUGAAAUUCUCUCCACUUCUCUCUCCGCCAUCAAGCUAGUAAAUUUCAAUGCGAUGCUUUAAAGUGGAGAGAAUUUCAAAGCGAUGGCUUGUUUUGAAAAGAUCGAAGAAGAACACAUCUUUUUCAAAGGCAACAUGGUGAGAAUCCUAGGCGUCAAGCUAAUAAAUUAUACUGUUGAAAAAGCUAAGAAAAAUCUACGGCAAGUUGCUGGAAUCAUUACUGACAAUCUCAAUAAACUUGGUCUGACUGAAGCGAAAUUCCCUGUUGAUCUGAUACAUAUUCUGGGUCUUUUCAAGGCUGUCGAGGAGACUAAGAUUGAUCCUCUUAAGAACUGUGAUAUCGACAAAAAUCAUAUUGCCUGAAUGACUAUUGAGGGAAAGAUCCACAUGAUGGAUAUUCUAUUUGCUGAUCUCAUGAACCAUGCAUCGCAACAGAAAGAGAGCUUCCUUGGGUGGAAAGAAUUGGGUAAGAGAGUCCAGCGCAAUUGGCUCAUAACAGACUGCAGAGAAUAUGCUUUAAAGUAGGAGGUCAAGUCAAACCCACAGAAGUUGAAGGAUUACUAUGCAAAGCAGAGAGAUGGUUUAAUGGAUUGGGUAGGGAAUAAUAGGAAUCUGGCUGAUCAGUUGCGUGGUAUCCAGCAAUGCUUCAAAACGUGCCGAAACGCGCAUCAUCACCUUUCAAAAUUUGCAGACAAGGUACAUGCAUAUCCAUAAAGUGUUAUAGAUAUUCACAAAAUUUUAGUUGUAGUGAAAACUGAACCUGUCUUCUCUAGUAGAGAGUUUGACACGAAAAAAAGUUAAUCCGGUGAUGACGUCUUUGUUUUGUGAUGUGUAUGUGGAAGCUCAGACUGGGGUGACCCACAUAUAUGAAAAGUAAAUUACUGUCAAGAAAAGUAGCAGCCCAUUGAAUAAAGGUAUUUUGUGUUUACUGUCCUCUUAUUGACCUAAUAGUAUCAUCUCAAAAUAUGUCUACCCAU